This is a messenger RNA of Closterium sp. Naga37s-1, 870 nucleotides long. The record is from the annotation of a GenBank genome assembly. Lineage: Eukaryota; Viridiplantae; Streptophyta; Zygnematophyceae; Desmidiales; Closteriaceae.
AUGGCGAGCGGGGUGAACCUCACUGCGGUGACAGUCAUUGCUGCCGUCUCCGCCGUCCUCGCGGCCGGCGUCACAGCGCUAAACGUUCCCUCCGGCGUCUUCGGCCUGCACCCCAAGCCCCACGUGCUACCCUUCUUCUGCACGUGCGACGAUGACUCAGCGCUGAUGGAGGACAGCCUGGCGCGCUGCCAGGUGGCGAGCGACUUCCUCAUCGCGCUGUCAUACCUGUCCAUCCCACUCGAGCUCGCAUACUUCACGCUGAGGGCCAGGAACUUCUCACACCGCUGGGUCAUGCUGCUCUUCAGCCUCUUCAUUGUCCUCUGUGGCCUGACCCACCUGGUGAACGUGUGGACGUACGGUGCGCACCCGCGGCAGCUGAGUGUGGUGCAGACGGUGCUCAAGGUGCUCUGUGCGGCCGUCUCAUGGGGCACAGCCUUUGUGCUCUUCACCAUCAUCCCCUCGCUCCUCAAGUUCAAGGUUCGGGAGCUUUCGCUGCAGCACAAGGCUGCACAGCUGGAUCGGGAGAUGGAUGCUAUUCGAAGAAGAGAGGAGGUGGGGCGGCAUGUGCGUAUGCUAACAUACGAGAUCCGCCAGUCCCUGGACCGCCACACCAUCCUCAACACCACGCUAGUGGAGCUCGCCCAGGCGCUCAUGCUUGAGAACUGCACCGUGUGGAUGCCCGACCCCUGUGAGUGUGUGCUACUGACCCCUGUGAGUGCUACUGACCCCUGUGAGUGUGUGCUACUGACCCCUGUGAGUGCUACUGACCCCUGUGAGUGUGUGCUACUGACCCCUGUGAGUGCUACUGACCCCUGUGAGUGUGUGCUACUGACCCCUGUGAGUGCUACUGACCCCUGUGAGUGCUACUGA